GCCUUUGGUUGGUAGUGAGAUUUCGUUUACCAAUAAUUCAUUCUAUAUUUCUGUUCUGUUUUUGUUACGUAGAUGUUGUCGUGCUGUGUUAUUAUUUCCAAAAUACGUAUUUCAUUUGUGUGUUAAAAAAGUUUUCUACUGCAGUGUAAUAAAUAAUGUAAAUGUGUUCAAUAUAAUAAGUGUCUUGAAGUUUUAUUUCAGGUUGUUUGGAUUAUUUGUCUAAUAAAUGCAGGGUAACAUUGAAGUGUAAUUCAGUGACGGUCAACAUGACAUCUAACGAGCAGAUAGGUUUGAAUAAAACUUGGGAAUUAUCCCUAUACGAACUCCAUCGAACACCUCAAGAUGCUAUAACUGAUAAUACGGAAAUAGCAGUUUCACCUAGGUCUCUGCAUAGUGAAUUAAUGUGUCCUAUUUGUUUGGAUAUGUUGAAGAAAACUAUGACUACCAAGGAGUGUUUGCAUAGGUUUUGUUCAGAUUGUAUAAUUACCGCCUUGAGGUCAGGUAAUAAAGAAUGCCCUACUUGUAGAAAAAAGCUUGUGUCGAAAAGAUCUUUAAGACCUGACCCAAACUUUGAUUUAUUAAUUUCCAAAAUAUAUCCCAGCAGAGAUGAAUAUGAGGCUCAUCAAGUUAAAGUCCUUGAAAAACUACACAAGAGUCAUAGUCAAGCAGCACUGAUGAAUUCAAUUAAUGAAGGAAUCAAACUUCAAACGCAAAAUCGCCUACAAAGAUCUAAAAAGGCAGCUGGGAAUGAUGCUGAUAAUAGCCAGUCACAUUCUGUAGUUACAUCUGCUAAUGAAAACAGCAAUUCACAGCCUCCAAACCCAUCGGAACCUCAAGCAGGUACUACACCAAAGACAUCUCUACAACAAAAUGUGGAUGAAACAUCACAAUCUUCUGCAACUGCAAGUAUGCACAAAGAAGAAUCAAAUGGACCAAAAUUUCCCAAGAGACCUAAGUCGAUUGUCACAUCUGAGAAUGAAUCAGAGAAUUCAAGUGUUGCAGAAUCUGGAGGUCAAGACUCUGUAACGGAAGGUGAAGGGACCUCAGAUAUGGUAACCUCUGACGAAAUUGAACUUGUUUUCAUGCCACAUCCCAUAGAAAUGGGUGCAGACAACACACUCAUGAAAGCACUAAAAGACAAUUCCGUUCGAUAUAUUAAGACCACAGCCAAUGCCACAGUGGACCACUUAAGCAAGUAUUUGGCAACAAGACUAGCAUUGGACCUCGGGAAUGAACUACCCCACCAGAGCCUCAAUUUUUGUAUCUAUGUGGCACCGACUCCAGGCCAACAUGUUACUCUCAAUGGAAACCAAACUCUACGGCAGGUCAAUGAGCGGUUCUGGAAGGUCAAUCGACCAUUGGAGAUGUUUUACUCGUGGAAGAAAACAUAAUACAAAUGUUUUUGACCAUUGUAAAUACCAUAUUAGUACGACAUCAAACGAAUCUCAAAAAUAGCAAUCAACAUCAAUUCAAAGAGGUUCAUUGGUCAGUUGUCGUACUUUAGUUGUAAUGUCCAAUUGUGAUUUGUAACUUAAGGUUCUGGGGUACCAUAAACAUAUUUUAGAUAUGUUAGGUUUUAGACAGAUAGGUUAUUUUUUAAUAUUGUGUUAGCUCUAAUAAUUGUUUUGAUCUAGUGUUUUAUACAUCAUUUUUCAUUUUUCUUUAUUAUUUAUUUUCAACAUUUAAGUAAGAAAAUACUCAGUUGUUUAAUUAAUGUAGUAACAUUCUGUUGUUUAAAUAGAAUAGUUCUAAUGCAUUUCUUUAUACAUGAUGUUGGCCUUUAAAGAAUAAACGUUCAAAAAUGAAUACAAA
This is a messenger RNA of Homalodisca vitripennis (glassy-winged sharpshooter), 1812 nucleotides long. RefSeq names its product E3 ubiquitin-protein ligase RING1 (gene Sce). Gene Ontology annotation, cellular component: ubiquitin ligase complex; PcG protein complex. Gene Ontology annotation, molecular function: ubiquitin protein ligase activity; chromatin binding. The record is from RefSeq and is a predicted model, not a curated record. NCBI's taxonomy places the organism in Eukaryota, Metazoa, Arthropoda, Insecta, Hemiptera, Cicadellidae. The coding region runs from base 267 to 1391 and encodes 374 amino acids. The transcript has 2 exons.